GAUAAUGGGUCGAAUAUUGGUAUGAAUGACAUUGAGUACGAAUGAUUUUCGGUACGAAUUGCCCUGAUAUUUUACAAAUAACAAAAAUAUGCCCGUUAUAUCAAAUAAUUGCUACAGAUAAGUUGUUAAAUCUAAUCAUUUAAUUUUUAUGUACUUAUUACUUAUUUAUAAAAGAUUAAUCUAUAUAUCUCAACACAAGAUAACAUAUUUGUUUACAAUUCAACUUAUUCAACGAUAGUUCGACGAAAUCACUCUCAACCAUGGCUUCUAGAACUUUAUAGUCGCUGUUGAUGCCGUUGUGGUGGUUUCGGUACGAAGCGGUUAUGUAUGAAUCAUAUCUAGUUUAUCCAUAAUUCACUCCCUUUGAAAAUUUGCACCAUUUGUAACGAUUGUUCAACGUUUUUUGGAAAGAAGAGUUUUUUGGUCUCAAAAUUUGGCAAAGAGUUACAAGCUAGUGGUACCAGGAGAAAGCAACAACAACAACAACAAAAACACUGUUGAACAGAGGUACAGAUACAAUAUGUUUGUGUGGAGAAAUAUGUUGUGAUUUGUAGAAGCAUGUGUGAAACCACUCUUGAAAGAAAACUAUUGCUUUGCAAAUUAUGUGAUCAUUUAUUUUCCUUCGUAAUUUUCUUAUUGUACUGAAACAUCAUUUUUACAAACCAGUGACUUUAAGUUUGGUUUGUGAAUAUUCCUGUAUUGGAAAAUGCGAACUCACAGUUAUGAAGAUAUUAUUUUAUCAAUCAUUGUAGAAAAUUAGUAACCUCAAAAUACACUUGUCAAUAGUGUGUGUCAGUGUGUUUUAAAUCAUUUUCUUUUAGAUUCAAUCUUUAAGUAUAUAUAACAAUGUUGACUACUGAGGAAAAUUUCAGAUGCAAAAUAUGUGAUUGCUUACUUGCGGAUAGCAGUAGUCUGAAAACACAUAUGACAAUUCACACUGGUAAAAGGAAUUAUGAAAAUGCAAUAUGCCACCGUUCGUUUUCGCAAAGUAGUCAUCCUAAAACACAAAGAACAAUACACACUGAAGAUAUGAAUCAUGAAUGUGAAAUAUGUGUACACAAAUGUCAUCUUAAAAAUCACAUGAAAAAAUACACUGGUGAAAAGAAUUGUGAAUGUGAAAUGUGUGAAUAUUCCACUUUGCACAGAAGAAGUCUUAAAACGCACAUGCAAAUACAUACUGUUGAGAAGAAUUAUAAAUGUGAACUUUGUCACCGUUCAUUUUCACAAAGUUGUAAUCUUAAAACACAUAUGACAAUACACACUGGUGAGAGAAAUUAUCAAUGUGCAAUAUGUCACCGUUCAUUUACUCGAAGUAGUCAUCUUAAAACACAUAUGACAAUACAUACUGGUGAGAAGAAUCAUGAAUGUAAAAUAUGCCAGCGUUCAUUUUCUCAGAGGGCUUCUCUUAAACAACAUAUGACAAUACACACUGGUGAGAAGAAUCAUGAAUGUGAAAUAUGCCAUCGUUUAUUUUCUCAGAGGGCUUCUCUUAAACAACAUAUGACAAUUCACACUGGUGAGAAGAAACAUAAAUGUGAAUUAUGUCAUAAUUCAUUUUCUAAUAGCAGUAAUCUUAAACAACAUAUGACAAUACACACUGGUGAGAAGAAUCAUGAAUGUGAAAUCUGUCAUAGUUCAUUUUCUCGAAGUGGAGAUCUUAAAAAACAUAUGACAAUACACACUGGUGAGAAGAAUCAUAAAUGUGAAAUAUGUCAUAAUUCAUUUUCUCGAAGUGGAGAUCUUAAAAGACAUAUGACAAUACACACUGGUGAGAAGAAUCAUAGUCUUAGAUGUGUAAUAUGUCACCGUUCAUUUUCUCAGAGCAGUAAUCUUAAAAAACAUAUGACAAUACAUACUGGUGAGAAGAAUCAUGAAUGUGAAAUAUGCCAUCGUUUAUUUUCUCAGAGGGCUUCUCUUAAACAACAUAUGACAAUUCACACUGGUGAGAAGAAUCAUAAAUGUGAAAUAUGUCAUAAUUCAUUUUCUAAUAGCAGUAAUCUUAAACAACAUAUGAAAAUACACACUGGUGAGAAGAAUCAUAAAUGUGAAAUAUGUCACCGUUCAUUUUCUCAUAGCAGUUCUCUUAAAAAUCAUAUGACAAUACACACUGGUGAGAAGAAUCAUAAAUGUGAAAUAUGCCAUAAUUCAUUUUCUCGAAGUGGAGAUCUUAAAAAACAUAUGACAAUUCACACUGGUGAGAAGAAUCAUGAAUGUGAAAUCUGUCAUAGUUCAUUUUCUCGGAGCAGUAAUCUUAAAAGACAUAUGACUAUACACACUGACGUUAACGAUCGAUCUUUUAAGGGUCAUCAAAGCCGAUAUAGGCAUAUGAAUAUCCAUACUAAUAAAAUUAUAUAUAAAUGCAAAUAUUGCAUCUUCAAGUGCUCCAACAGUUGUGAGAUGAAACAACAUACGAGAAGGCACAAAAAAGAGAAACUUUAUAAUUGUGAUACAUGUGAUAAAUCAUUUUUAAAGAAAAAAGAUCUUGAAUCGCACGUUGAGAUGCACAUUUAAGUAGACAAAAAUGAAUGCAAACCAUUUUAGCACUUUAUUUAUCAUGCAUAUCGUAUGAAAUGCUAUUAACUCUGGUAUACUGCUGAGACCGGAAGACAUAUAAUGACACAGCAAAAAAAAGAAGGAAAAAACAGGUUACACAAAUUAUGUACAGUACUAAAAACUGUUGAAUUUGAAUUUAACAUUCUUCUGUUUUGUGUUUGGUUUGAAGAUUUACCAUAUAGAUAUUAAGUGGCGAUUUCUUGCAUACAAAUGUAAAUAUUACUUUAUAUACUGUGUAUACUUUUUUAACCUCUCUUAUUGUGUCACAAUUUCCUGGUUUUUCCAUUUGUAUUAGUUAAUAGUAUGAAUUGUUUUUUUUGUUUAUUUGAUUGGGGUUUACGUCACACCAACACAGCAUAGGUCAUAUCGCGAUGUUCCAGCUUUACUGAUUAAGGCAUAGGAACUCUAGAACAGGACCACAUAUUGCGGUGCAUAAAUCCGAAUCCUUACCGGUUUUACAUAUUGUUUGUCCGACCUUUGAAUAUAUUUUCAUAUUAUGCAGGCGGGUGGUCUUUAAUUAUCUAAUCUCAAUUUAAUAUAAUCUGCUAAUUUAAAAAUCAGUCAAUUUUACGGUAUAUUGAAAAAAGAAAAGGAGUGACAUCCGCCAUUUACCGCAACGUUCGGCGUAAGUUAUCCCCCUUGAUAUGCUUGAUUUUUUGUUUUAAUUUUUCUAUUACUCUCUUUAUGUCACUCAAUACAUGGAAAACUUUCACAUUUUCUAGUAACGAAUACCAGAUGAGUGCCUAAAAUAUUUAUCUAUGGAUCAUGUUUUAAUAUUCAUUUUUUCAGUUAGGCAAAAUCAGUUGGACCAUAUUACUGAAGUGUCUGUUUUCUCCAUGUUUACAAAUCAAAACACGAAUACGCCCGUUAUAAUGCCGCCUAUACAUGUCAACACGUGUAAUCAAUAAACCGUGAACGUUAUAUCCGGCUGAUACCUGAUAGUUGACAAAAAUAACGGGAACAAAAUUCUGAAAAAAAAUAGUAAUCAAUUGUAGCCAAAGGGGAAAAACUCAUGCCGAAAACGUUGCGGCGAAUGGCGGAUGGCACUCCUUGUCUUUUUUAUAAUACCGUAAAAAUUGACCAGUUUUGAAAGAGACGAAUUGGAUUCAAUUGAUAAUAUAUUUUUUGAGGCCAUAUACUCGGAUAAUACUUUAAGAUAUUAAGAUGUAGCAGAAACGUUUAAAAAACCGUUACACGAUCGAAAAUGUGCGCCGCAAUCUGCGGUCCCGGUCUCGAGUUCCUAUGUGAUUAAGGAAGACCUCAGGUGCCCUUCCGUGCAUUAUUUCAGGCACGAACGGACACCCGAGUCGAACCACCGACGUCCCGUAAGCUAGCUUGAUAGCUUCCUCACAUUAAAGUAUCCAAAGUCCCUGUUGGGAUUCGAACCCACAGCGGUGAGGGGCAAGUGGUUUGAAGUUAACGACCUUAACCACGGAAGUAUAAUUUGUAAACCAAAGAUGAGUACCUAUACAGUGUGAUUUGUAUACCAAAGAUAGUACCUAUUCAAUUAUCAACACCAAUAUGAACACCAUGGACAGUAACUGUAUCUAUAAUUGUAUUUAUCAUGGUUAACACAUGUUCAAAAUAUGUAAUAUUUAUUAUCAUGGAUUUAUUGGGGUCCAAAAUAUGUAAUUUUUAUAAUCAUCGUUUUACUUGUCUCCAAAAUAUAAAUCUUUAUUCUCACGGUUUACUCGUGUCCUAAAUAUGUAAUUAAUUGUUUUUAUCAUGGUUUUACUAGAAUUCAAAAUAUGUAAUUGUUAUUAUCAUGCUUUUCUCAUGUUUUAAAUAUGCAUUAUUUUGUCUUAUGCUGCGCUAAUACUACAUGUAUUGAGGAUGAACAUUGUAUGUAUGUUAUUUGUUAAAGCCAAAAAAACAUUGAGUUGAAUAUAUAAGUUGUAUAUGUGUGUUAUUUACACAUAAAGAUAAUUAUAUAAACAACAUAUUAGUAUCCAUGUCUAUGAAAUAACCCUUGAAUUUUUCACUAUAACUGUAAACUUUAAAAAUAAAUGUAUUAUCAUGUUCUGAUAAUAAUAUUUAUAUAAUUUAAA
Molecule: messenger RNA, 4601 nt
Organism: Ruditapes philippinarum (Manila clam)
Lineage: Eukaryota; Metazoa; Mollusca; Bivalvia; Venerida; Veneridae
Product: zinc finger protein 883-like
Exons: 2
Coding region: 847-2511 (554 amino acids)
Source: RefSeq, a predicted model, not a curated record